AACCAGCCAAACUUGUUUGACCUGUUUGACCACGUUCGUUAGAGUUCACCUGGUUGUGAAAGCCGAAGUGCUCUGUUCGGCUUUCACUACCACUAUGCGGUUCACGUUGGGAUUGGCCACAGACUUUUAUUUAGGAUAGGCAUAUUAUUAUUUUCGGGGGAUUUAACAUUCAUGUGUGCGUUCAAAAUGUAUGUCGUCGUACUUUUGUUCCUUUUCGCGAAACUUUCGACGGUGGACAGCGACAUCUACUCCCUGAAUUACAUCUACACUUCACUCUCAAAGCCACUAGAAUUGCCUGGAAUCCAUGAGUUCACUGCCAUGGGUCUGAUGAACAACCAACAGAUCGAUUACUAUGACAGUGUGGCAAAGAAGAAGAUUCCCAAACAGGCCUGGAUGAGCGAGAAGCUGCCAGCAGACUACUGGGAUAAAGGCACUCAGUCACGCAAGAGCAAGGAGCAGUGGUUCAAAGUCAACGUCAACAUCCUGAUGGAUCGCAUGAAGCACAACAACACUGAUGUGCAUAUACUUCAGUGGAAACAUGGCUGUGAGAUUGACCAACAGAGUGACGGCACAUUGAAAUUCAUAAAGGGCACAGACCAGUACAGCUACGAUGGUGACGACUUCCUGGCCUUUGAUGAUGCCACUAUGCAGUGGGUGGCCCCAGUUGUUCAAGCUCAGCCGACUAAGAGGAAGUGGGACGGGGUGCAGAUCCUCAACCAGUACACCAAGGGCUACCUGGAGAAGGAGUGUGUGGACUGGCUUUCCAAAUUCAUGAAAUAUGAGGACAAAGAAUUCAGUAGGGCUGAUUCCCCUCCAAAGGUCUAUGCAUUUGCUAAAAAGGCCAAAACUGCAGGACAUGUCCGACUGACCUGCAUGGCCACAGGUUUCUAUCCCAAAGAUGUGAUUAUGCAAAUUAAGAAGAAUGGUGUUCCAUUGACCGAACGUGAUGGAGUGCAGUCUACAGGAGUCCUACCCAAUGAUGAUAACACCUACCAGAUCAGGAUGAGUGUGCAGAUCCCAGAGGCAGAUAAGAAAACUUAUGAAUGUUAUGUCAACCAUAGAGCAUUGAAGGAGCCAAUUGUGGUAAAAUGGGAUGGAAUAUGUUGUGAUUGCAGUAGUUUCGGUGCUGUAGUCAUUGGGGCAGUCAUCCCCAUUAUUGUAGUUCUGAUCUUGGUUUCGGUGGUCCUGCUUGUUCUGCACAAAAGAGGGACAAUUGUGAUUCCUGGCUUGAAAACUACAGCUACUGGCAAUGGAGUGGCAUUUUCUGGAGUGAACACUUUUUAGAGUAUGGUGGAUAGAUGACCAUUGGUGGCCAAACUGCCGGACCACGGAGGAACGUUAAUUCAUUUCAUAAUUUUAUUGGAUGGCUAUUGAUAACACUGUUCAGUUGCACUGCACAGUUUCAAUCUUAUAAACUAGUGAUGGAAAUUAUAGUUACUUUGAUUCAAUGUGCUAAAAACUGCUGCAUUUAAUGGUUUUUGCUGUUCUUAAGUAAGUACUUGCUUCCAAAUAGUCUCAUAAGUGGGGUGGUUAGGCACCGUUUGGGUUGUCGUACAUUUCAUUGUUUUACUGUUACAGUGGAUAUUACUGUAUGGUGAGGCAUCUUUAAGGUAAUUGUAUCAUUCUUCAGGGAUUAUAACUAGAUUUGUACUAGAUCAGACUUGACAUGCUCAUAUUUUAAGUAACAUUUCAAAAGAGUUAUAGACAAACAUUGCAAAUACUCUAAAUAUGAACAAUGCUCUACAAUAUACAACACAAUUUUUACAUAUUUGCAGGAUAUUAAAACAAGAUAUACAAUAUGGUAAAAACACUCAUGAAACACACAAACGUGUUAUAGAGAAAAUGUGCUUAUUUGUUAAUCAAAAUAUUACUUGAAAUAUCAUUUGUUAUGAUUUUUAUUUCAACCUAGGGCCCAUUUCAUAACCGUUCACUGGGUUACCAGGCUAAGACAAAGCUACACUCUUGAAUUAAUAUGCAGUGAAGUUUCUUUUAAUAUCACAUUUUAAACAUUGAUUUAUGGAGAACACAAAUAAUUCUAACAUGCAGCCUUGAAGGUCAAGACAAAAAUAUUUUCCCUUUUAUGCCAGAAACCUUAUCAGUGUUUUUUUAAAUGAAUAGAGUCUCUAGUGAUAUGCAUCCUACUGUGGACUAAAUGCAUUCACCAAAUGAUUUAAUACAUUUUGCGUAGCAUUGCUGUUACUAUUUACUAAACCACUAUUUUACAAGGCUUGCUGCAUACAUACAUGCCCACGGACGUACACACACGCACACAAUGUAUGUAACCUGUACUGCUUUUCAAACAUCCUGUAUGAUUUGUUAUUCUGAAAAAAAAUAAAAAAAAAACACUUUUUUUGCACAUUCUAUAAUUCAAAAUAGGGUCUAUCAUGUAUUCAACAGUACAUGCCCAUAUUUAGUUUAAAAGUUCCAAAAGUAUAGCCUGUUCCACGUGAAUUUAUCUACAGGAGGAUAGUAUUGGCUAAUGAUAACAGAAUUGUAAGCAACAGCGCAUUUGCACAGAAUUCUGAAUAUGAAUGGUGUGCAAAGACAAGGUUUGACUAUUGCUUAUGAAGUACAGUUGCAUCAGAGAAGAGACUUUGGACUUUGUAUAACACCUGUUCAACUUAAUGAUCAGGAUCAACAUUGGACUUUACUUGUUAGGGAAAGCGAAGAGCACAAAGGCGUAGCAUUGUGGGGCAGACCUGAAUUAGACACAGAAUAUUUGUAUAUUUUAGGGUCAUACAAUACAUGUGAGGGUUCAAAAUGUGUUUUGCUCUUGUUUGGGACACUUUCAACAGUGAACAGCAGUAAGAAGGAUUUUACUUCUACAAAAUGUAUCAUAAGUGAAAAUGAAAGUUCUUGGCAGAGCCAUAUAUAUAUAUAUAUAUAUAUAUCACACACAGUGGGGAGAACAAGUAUUUGAUAACCUGCAAUAUCGGCAGUGUUUCCUACUUACAGAGCAUGUAGAGGUCUAAUUUUUAUCAUAGGUACAAUUCAACGUCAAUAAAUCAAGUCAGUAUUUAAUAUUUGUAUCAAAUACUUGUUCUCCCCACUGUGUGUGUGUGUGUGUAUGUAUAUAUACAGUGGGGAGAACAAGUAUUUGAUACUCUGCCAAUUUUGCAGGUUUUCCUACUUAAAGCAUGUAGAGGUCUGUCAUUUUUUUAAUCAUAGGUACACUUCAACUGUGAGAGACGGAAUCUAAAACAAAAAUCCAGAAAAACACGUAUGAUUUAAGUAAUUCAUAAAAAUUACAGUCCUCUACAUGCUUUGUAAGUAGGAAAACCUGCAAAAUCGGCAGAGUAUCAAAUACUUGUUCUCCCCACUGUGUGUGUGUGUGUGUGUGUGUGUGUGUGUGUGUGUGUGUGUAUAUAUAUAUAUAUAUAUAUAUAUAUCCUACAUUAUUUUUCAAAUGAAUAAUAAACUUAAUUUUGAAUUACUA
This is a messenger RNA of Oncorhynchus masou masou (cherry salmon), 3436 nucleotides long. RefSeq names its product major histocompatibility complex class I-related gene protein-like. Gene Ontology annotation, biological process: immune response. Bases 172 to 1284 code for a protein of 370 amino acids. Gene Ontology annotation, cellular component: external side of plasma membrane. The transcript is spliced from 8 exons. The record is from RefSeq and is a predicted model, not a curated record. Lineage: Eukaryota; Metazoa; Chordata; Actinopteri; Salmoniformes; Salmonidae.